Messenger RNA from Naegleria fowleri, 3024 nucleotides. RefSeq lists its product as uncharacterized. Gene Ontology annotation, molecular function: catalytic activity. The transcript is spliced from 4 exons. Bases 1 to 3024 code for a protein of 1007 amino acids. The record is from RefSeq and is a predicted model, not a curated record. Lineage: Eukaryota; Heterolobosea; Eutetramitea; Acrasida; Naegleriidae.
AUGCCCAGCAAGAUCGGUAAAACAAGACCCAACCAUGGAUCCAAUCAUGGACCCAAGCACUCUAGCUCACUUCAAUCAUUAAGCGACUACAUUGCUUCUGCUAGUUCAUCUGUAGAUAAUGAGCCCAAUUUGACAAAUAAUCUCAACCCCACUCACAAUUGCUCUACUAGUGUUGACACUAGAUUGUACCCAACUAUUGAUCCAAUAGCUGAUGAAAAAUUGGCCGCUAAAACUAAUAGUAUGAGCAUGAAUAACCAAGACAACAUUGAAUUGUUGGAUAAUGAGCUGACCAAUAACCUCAACAUACAAGACAUGUCAGUUGAUGAAAUUGUUGGUAAAACUUUUCUCAAACACAAUAAUGCUAAACUAGAUACAAACAGAACUCUUCUUGACACUGAUCAGAUUUUAGAAAUUGUAUCUGUUAUUGCUAGCCCACACAACCCUAUGACCUUAAAUUUCCAACAUGUUGUAAAAGCCACUCUCAGAAUACUCUCUGAUGACAUUAAAUACGAAAUCACCACAGAAAGAAAGGCUUUUAAAAACCAUAAGGACAGAAAACAUGUUUGGGAUAGUAAUGUCCAACAAGACAAUGAAGAAUUCAACAUCAAUGACAUAGCAGUGAAGGAAAUCACUCCUACCAGAUAUAUUGCUGUUAGAUAUAGCAAAAUAUUUGAAGAGAAUGAGGUAAUUGAAUUAAUUAAGGUCAACCUUAGUGGCAAAUAUAUCACCAUCAAUCCGAUUAUUAAGCUCAAUAAUACCAUAAUUGUCACUAUUGAAGAUUGCGCUCAAGUAGAACAGGCUGUUGAAACAUUACGUACAAAAUUUAAAGAAGUCAAUAUCACUUCAUCAUGUGAAAACGACACCAACAAAAUUAUACGUGUCCAUAAUAUUCCAAUAGGAGAACUAUGGAAAACUAUAGUCAAGGCAGAUUGGAGGAAUGCAAUUGAAAGCGAUACUGGUGAACCCAUUGUUGAAAUUGCUACAGCUAGAAUUGGUAAAGAAAUGGCAGCAGUGAUCACUGUCAAAAGUAUGAAAGCCAGAAAUAAUCUAUGUAAGGCAAAAACAUAUGAUAUCACUAUUCCUAGAACAGAGGAAACAGUCACUAUGAAAAUCGACAUACCAUUCAACUAUGCAAUGGAUGUGCAAUACUCUGACAUCAUUGGUAGAUGGCCUGAAAGAAAUGAUUUGAUUAGAGCUAGAAUACAAACGGAAUCCUCUCUUGCCAGAAAAUACAAUAAUGACCAACCUAUUAGUAAACCAUGCUGCAUGAAUGAAUGGACAUUGGAUUUUGCUCUCAAUUAUCCAAUGCUAGAAGAUUUCCUGGAAAAGAAACCUGAUACAGUUCACAAAAUUUCACAAAAUUUAGGCAGAUCUUCUAAAAUUGCAGCGAAAGACAUUUCCUUUACUCUUGAAAAAGUGCAACAAGAUCACCUAAAAGAAAUCAUGAGAAUUGAAGCUUCUAUGGAUAAAAGAAUUUCAGAACUUGAGGCAAGACAGAAUCAGAAAUUGGCUAUGGGAUUUAAGGAAAUGGCUAAUAUUAUCAGAGCAAAUAAUGAAGAAUUAAUGAUUACCAAUAGAAUUGCUACUCUAACAUUUCUGUCUGGUUGUACAAAAGAUAAUACCAAGAGGAAGAUAUAUCAAGAGGAAAUUGAUGAGUGUCACAAAAAGCUAAAACUACUUGAUUCACUUCAGAAGUUAAAAGCGUCUACAUUGGUCCAGAUUUUCCCCUCUAUAUAUUAUUCUUCAUUUACAUAUUAUCACAAUCCAAGAGAUUCCUGUGGUGUAUCUAUUUGCCUCAACAAAAGCACUUUCAAAGAUAUUGAAGAAAUCAUCUUAGAUCCGAUCAUUAAGAAUAACGCGCGAAUUAUUGGCGUGAAAUGUAAAAUCAAUUCAAUUAAUACUCUAGUAAUUUCUGCGUACUUUCCAAAUCAACCAGCUGACAGAUGUGAAUUCGCAUAUAUUCUUGACAACCUAAUUGAAAAAUAUCCUAACUACAAAAUCAUUAUUGGAGGUGAUUACAAUGCGAUUUUAUCCGAGAAUCACUCCUCAAACGAAUCUAGAAGAACUGAUCAAAACAUACUAGAUCUUAUUAACAAGAGAAAUCUUAAUUACUAUCCUUUCCCUCAUUUAUCAUGGCACCUUCAUUAUACUAUUAACAAACAAUCCAAGUCUAUAAUAGACUACAUAUCCACAGAUUUUCCAAUUGCAUCUGGAGAAGUACUGAAUGCCAACUUCAUAUCAGAUCACAAAAUGGUUAAAAUUCUACUUGACCUCUCAUGUCAACGAACACCUUUGUUAAUUCGGAAGAAGCGUAACUUUCAAGAUCCCAAAAAUAAGAAAGAAGUGCUGGCCUUUAGCAAAGAAUGUGUAUCUCAAGUUAAGAAUUUAGAAUCUGAUAACGACAAAUGGCUUUUCAUUUGUGAUAAACUAGGCGACAAAUUUGUGGAGGUCAAUCCACCUAAACUUGAUCCUAAAAUUCACAAAUAUAAUAAGCAAUAUAAGAAGCUCAUGUUAAUACUUGAUAGAAAUGAGCACGGAUAUCCUUGUGACAAACUUUUGACCGCUAUUGGUAAAACUUUAGAACAGGUUCCAAAAUGUCUUGCAAGUGUCAAAGAGAAAAUCAAGAACCAUAUCAAAUGGAGCCAUGAUAAGGCUUUGAACAGAAAGAUGAAAUGGUGGGAACAAAACUAUGCAACCAACUCUAAACAUCUGAGAAAGAAAAUUUACAAAACGUCAUCACCACCAUACAAAUUAUCUAUCGAAGGAACUGAAAUUAGUGACCCCAAUGAAGUUGCCAAUAUGAUCAAGGACAAAUAUCAACAAAACCUCAACUUUAGAGGAAGAAAUCAUCAAAUUGACAUUACCAAGUUUUUCAAGUACAAACAUUCAUUAAUUGAUAAUUGCAAUGACAAAAUACUCGAUAGAAUUACCACGGAAGAGAAAGAAUGGAUAAUUCAGAAUUUGAAAUCCACAGCACCCAAUGAACUAGGUUUAAGACAAAAAAACUAUCAAAUACAUGUGUAA